Messenger RNA from Melozone crissalis (California towhee), 320 nucleotides. It is a transcript of the gene NPS, whose product is annotated as neuropeptide S. The transcript has 3 exons. Lineage: Eukaryota; Metazoa; Chordata; Aves; Passeriformes; Passerellidae. Gene Ontology annotation, cellular component: extracellular region. The coding region runs from base 33 to 320 and encodes 95 amino acids. The record is from RefSeq and is a predicted model, not a curated record. Gene Ontology annotation, biological process: positive regulation of action potential; neuropeptide signaling pathway; positive regulation of synaptic transmission, GABAergic.
AAAUCUUUAGACCUCUGACCAGGCUUGCAGUGAUGACACAGAGUCUAUGCAGGUUGAACUUGGUUUUCAUCCUGUGGGUCUCCAUGACAUUGGUGUGCUCGGGUUUCCCAGUUGGCCCUUCCAUGAGCACCAACCCGUUGUAUCUGAGCUGCCAGCUGUACGGGAGAUGGGAUUCGUGCCUGGUGCUGCUGAGCAGCUGCCUGUCCAGGGUGGGCAGGGGUGAGGAGCUGCCCCUGGGGAAGCCUCUCCACAAAAGGUCCUUCCGCAACGGCGUCGGAGCGGGAAUUAAAAAAACUUCCUUCCGAAGGGCAAAGUCCUGA